This is a messenger RNA of Chelmon rostratus (copperband butterflyfish), 1905 nucleotides long. RefSeq lists its product as uncharacterized. Gene Ontology annotation, biological process: DNA integration. Lineage: Eukaryota; Metazoa; Chordata; Actinopteri; Chaetodontiformes; Chaetodontidae. The record is from RefSeq and is a predicted model, not a curated record. The transcript has 11 exons. Bases 67 to 1212 code for a protein of 381 amino acids. Gene Ontology annotation, molecular function: nucleic acid binding.
CAAACAACUAACUGUGGCAGCAAAAUUACUUUGCUUGGUUGCAAGUUGGACGAAAUUGUGUACUAAAUGGGAAGAUAUAAAUGUGCCUACAACUGCGAUAACUCCGGCGAUUCAGAUGUCAAGUUUUUUAAGUUUCCCCUCUACAAUAACCGAAAGCUCAAGAAAUGGCUCGCCAACAUGAAGUGGAAGGACUGGACCCCGUCGCGCUUCUCCGUGCUGUGCAUCAAUCAUUUUGAGGAACAGUACAUUGACAGAACCGGCAAAUCUGUGAAACUUCGAGAAGAUGCAGUUCCCACCAUAUUUCCAUCCCCUGAUGACACAGAGAAAAGAACGCCAACUGCAGCUAAAGCCUCUCAGACGAGUCCAACUAAGUUUCCAGUGGCGGCUUCUGCCGCAGCAAAGCGACGCGUCCAGAACAAAGAGCCUGACCAGCAGGUAAAGCGAAGCAUCUGGAACGAAGAGCCCGACCAGACCGAAGAGCCUGCUGGAGACAAAGAACCAAACAGUUCUGACAGAUGGAGGAUUAUAGUAGAUGAAGGGUUGAUGAAGAUUGAGUCAUUUCCACAUUUCUUCCAUGGAGACUACUGCGUACCACAGAAUAUUCAGUGGGCUCCAGAUGAUAAUGUACAUGCAGAAUGUGAAGAUCCUGAAAAUGUGAUAGAGGUGAAAGAGCCGUGGCAGUGGCUCGGUCUGGACGUCAGAGGGCCGCUGCCCCAAACGCUGAACGGACACAAAUACAUUUUGACGGUGACGGACUACUUCUCCAAGUGGGUGGAAGCUGUGCCGAUGCAGUUGUGCCUCCCGUCCCAUGUGGCAAAGCACAUUGUGGACAUCAUCGGCCACUUUGGAUACCCACUAAGAUUCCUCUCCAGGCUGCCUCAUGACAUCGUCCACAAAAUCAACAGAGAACUGAAAGAUCAGCUGAAAGUCACAAUGUUGCUCGUCGUCCAUCAUCAGCAGACAGGCACUGCGGAUUUGAUCACACAGCAGCUGAUUGACAGGAUGGUCAGUGAUCUAGUAGACGAACACGCGGCUGACUGGGAUGUCUACCUGCCUGCCAAGGUUUUCAGUCUGUGUUUCAAAGAACAUUCGAAGACCAAGAAAAUGCCCUUUUCCGUGCUCUGCUGUAAAGGACUGGAGCCAAUCCAGUCCCCCAGAGGACUGAAUUAUGCUUAUUCCAAGAUCCGAGAGAGCACCUUCGUGGUUAGAUAGAGAUUUGAAGUUUGUUAGGUCAAUUGAUGUGGAAAUCAAACUGGGCUUGGUGUUAUUAACACACCAGGCAGAAGGAGUAUUUUUCUGUGAUGGAAGCACAUUCACUUUAUCAAGGAUCGUCAUGGAAAGUGCUGGAAUUCUACUAUACUUCAUGGCCACAGUGGGAACGUGGUAAUUCUGAUAUUUGGACCAGGAUGAGGACUUUGCUGACUUGACAGAUAUGGCAGAUAAAGCUGCAGCUUUCUACAGGGUCCUCCGCUUUACCAAGGACUCAGUGUCAUUUUCAACCUGCUCUUAAUCCAACUGCGUUGUCACUUUUGCUCAUUUUAAUUAUUUUUUGUCCAUCAGCUCAGUAGAAGGCCAUUUUCAGUCUUGUUUCAUAUUAUUCUAUGUAAUGUUUUAUUUCAGAUGUCGGCAUUGUGCUACAGUUGUCUUAAAAAUGCUCAAAAAAAGAAGCAAGCCCCCAAGCAGACUGGCUUUGUUUGUCAGUUGGUCCCCCGACAACAAGCCCUGAAGUGAUUUUCUUAAGCAAAUGUAAGUCAGUAGUCCAUACAGUCCAAGCAUUUAAGUCGGCAAAUUUAAGGCUGCUGUGGCCAAUUGUUUGUUGUAAAAAAUGUAAAAGGUCAAUAAACAUGAUUUAAAUAAGAACAGCUUUGAUUACACGUGCAGUAUGCAAAAGGGACUAUGAAUAUA